Abrus precatorius (Indian licorice) is the source of this 810-nucleotide messenger RNA. Its product is annotated as tetraspanin-2-like. Gene Ontology annotation, biological process: auxin-activated signaling pathway. Lineage: Eukaryota; Viridiplantae; Streptophyta; Magnoliopsida; Fabales; Fabaceae. Gene Ontology annotation, cellular component: plasma membrane; plasmodesma. The transcript is spliced from 2 exons. The record is from RefSeq and is a predicted model, not a curated record. Bases 1 to 810 code for a protein of 269 amino acids.
AUGGGAGUAAGCAACAACAUAACUUCAGUGCUGAACUUCAUAGCCCUGUUGGCCUCAAUACCAAUAAUAGGUGCUGGCGUAUGGUUAGCCUCAAAGGCAGACAAUGAGUGCAUACACAACUUCCGUUGGCACGUUCUGAUCCUUGGCAUUCUCAUCCUCAUCGUUUCUCUUGCUGGUUUUGUGGGUGCUUACUGGAACAAACAGGGUCUCUUGGCCUUUUACCUUUGCUGCAUGGCAAUCCUCAUCGCUCUUCUCCUUUUCCUCCUCCUCUUUGCAUUCAUAGUUACCCGACCCGAUGGAAGCUAUGAUGUUCAAGGAAGAGGGUACAAAGAGUCUAGCCUUGAUGGCUUCUCCCCCUGGCUCAGACACCAUGUCACCACUUCUGGGAGUUGGCAGAAGAUAAGGACUUGUUUGGCUGAUUCUCAUGUCUGCAUUAAACUCACCCAGGAUUACAUCACUGCUCAUCAAUUCUUCAACUCUCCUAUCUCUCCUUUACAGUCAGGAUGUUGUAAACCUCCAACUGCUUGUGGGUACAAUUAUGUGAACCCUACACUGUGGAUAAAUCCAGUGAAUCCAAUGGCAGACCCCGAUUGCUACUUGUGGAACAAUGACCAGAACCAGCUCUGCUACGAUUGCAAUGCAUGCAAAGCAGGUCUACUGGGGAACCUAAGAGAAGAAUGGAGGAAAGCCAAUAUCAUUUUGAUUGUGGCUGUUGUUGUCCUCAUUUGGGUUUAUCUCAUUGCCUGUAGUGCCUUCAAAAAUGCUCAAACACAAGACCUAUUCCGCCGUUACAAAAGGGGUUGGGUUUGA